Messenger RNA from Porites lobata, 7749 nucleotides. The record is from the annotation of a GenBank genome assembly. Lineage: Eukaryota; Metazoa; Cnidaria; Anthozoa; Scleractinia; Poritidae.
AUGUCUCGAGUCAAGAAAUUAUUGGUCGUAGCCACUGGUCUCGUCGCUGUGUAUGUAAUACUAGUGUUUUUCUCUAUUUUUGGUCGACCGUCAUCGAAGCCUACUGAGCUUUUUGAGCUGUUCCAACGAACAGAAGCGGCUAAAAAUGUGCUGGACGCGGCGAAAUAUUUGCUGGUGAACGUAGACAAAAACGACACAGAAACAAGCGACUUAAAGGUCGUACCCUUCUUGAAAGGUUUGAAUCAACAUACGUGGGAAAAGAAUUGUCAAAAAAGUCUCGAACAUCUUUGCAAUUUUCCAAUAUUUCCCAAGGCACCUGAUAUACGAAGCAUUGCAGAUAAUGUUGACAUCACCUCGUCUACGAAAGAAGUUGAUGGCAUUCGAUUACUGGGAUAUCUUAAACCGAAUGUGACUGGCGAAUUCCUUUUCUCCGUUAAGUCAAAUGGAUUUGUGGAGGUCUGGCUAGGUAAAAGCACCAGUUGGGGAGAGGGAACGAAAAUCGCUCAAUACCCAGCCAAGCCUGAAGAGUCUUCAUUAGGUGUGAAGUUGUUGGCCUAUAAAAAAUACUACAUAGACAUAGUGUACGCGCGUGGGGGAGAAAAUAACGGUGCUCAAAUUCAGCUUUUAUGGAAAAGACCGGAUCUAACUGACUUUGAAGUUAUUGAUGGGCAGUAUUUUGCUCCCUACAAAAAUGACAGUGAUAAAGCUCGAAUGAAAGUUUACGACGACGAUUUGCCGGACGUUCUUGCUUGUGCAUCACUACGCCUUAAAUUUGCUAAUAAACAUAUGAAGUCAGAGACGACCAGCUACUUAGAAAGCGCUGCUGUAAGCAAGGCGUUAGACUUUUGUGAAUAUAAACCCAGUUAUCUUCUUGAUCCAGCAAACUUAGUUGGCUUUGGACAGUAUCAUGGAGUUUAUAGACAUGCUCACAAAACCUACAGCUUUCCGUAUUCAAAUGUCGAUGGAAUAGCUAGGAAUCCAGCGGCAGGACCAGCAUUUAUGGCUGAAAAUCCUUUAGAAGAACAAGAAGCACGGUCGGUAGUUGACAAAUACAUAACUGCACUUGAGAAAAGUUACGAUGGGUAAGUCGUUUGCUUCAUAAGUAGUGUGUAUAGUCAAUAUAACGAGACGAUUAUGCAUAUCAAAAUUCUCAUUUGUAGUACAUUGGAACUGCAUCGACCUCAAGAUAUACAGCUUUACUGCGCUCAAAGCAUACAACUGUAUGCCACAGAAUAAUUGUGCUGUGUCUUAACCCACAAAUGAACAGCAAAGAAAGUUGCCUAUCAUCGUUAUGUUAUUUCGUAAUGAAUACCACACUAUUUAUAUUCCUCUCUAAGUUCCUGCCGAAACAUAAAGAAAAUUUAGAAAUUAAAUGAAGUUCGAUUCUCCAGCUCCACCUAAUUCCGCGGGUUAUAUGAAGCACAAUCAUUUCAUUGAGUCACACUUCAGUCUUUCAUAUCGUGUUGUUGUCAGAUCAACCCCUAAACAAGUUGGAGGAAUUUUACACAACCAUCUCAGUUCGAUCGACUCAAAUACUUGCGCAUUGUAAUACAGUCGACGUCGUAAUUCAAGCGAAACAAUUUUCCUUUCGCAGAAACCGACACAAAACUGUCUUCGACGAUGAGGCCUCUAUUGAAACCUCAUGCACUCGGCUCAUUCUCAACACUGGGUAAGGACGGAGAAAUAUGUCAACUUAACUCCUCACAAUUUUGAACCUGAGACUAGCGACAAUUAAGAAGCAUUCAUUUAACCAUAGUUAUUAGAGGAGACUGGUUAUGAAAAGCGGCAAACAUCAAUGAUAAAAACAACAGUGCUGCAGUUUAUGUUCAAAGCACCGUGAAAGUGCACAAUCCUUUGUUUUCUGUUGGCAAAUUGUUACGGAAUAAAUUAAUGCAACGUUUUUAUUGGUCAAUACAAUCAAAAUGAUAGGAAUUCUUUUGAACGUUGUGCACUUUCAGGUCCACAAAAACAUAUAACAAAGGAGUCUGACGGGUUUCAUAACCAUUCCACUCAAUUAACUAUGAUUUAACUCGCUGAACACUCGUCUAUAUCGGCCUUUACGCCUCAGUGGUGACUAAGGAACUGGUCUGUUAUUUUACACAUGUGAAAAAAGUGUUCACAGGACUUCCAAUAGAUCAUUUUGUUACUUUGUGACCUUUCAGAUCUUUCUUGCAAGCUGCUGAUACAAAAAAAACCAAAGGAAAUGAUGAAGCUUUUCUCAAAUAUUUCAUUAAGAAUUGACAUAAAAAUCUAAAAUCGUCAUUUCCAAAUAUUUGCUUUGUUUUUCUAACAAAAAGAAAACCAGAACAAAGGCGACUGUUCAACAAUGCCACGUGGUCUUUUCAAACAAUCUCAUUUUCCUUAUUUUUGCAUGUACUUAUCUGUAAAAUCUUGGACAGACCAGGCCCAUAAACUGCAAGUUUUUUUUUCGCAUUAUUUGCUGAUUAAAGCCGGGGUAGUUUGUUGGUUGAUAUUGCGACUGUUGCAGCCGGGAGACCACUCUUCACCAGAAGCACGUACGCAGUUAUUUCUUUAAUUUACCAGAGAAAAUUCAGCUGCAGAGAUUUCUCCUAGUUUCUUCACUCAGGCCGUGUACACAUUAUUAAUAUACCGAAUAGCAGGUAUAUUAUGAACGGCAACGGCGCAGAGGUGGAACAAGUCGUUCAUACAUCCAACAUCGUGUCGGAGCAGUUGGUGAACUAAAUCCUAGCGCUCACUCCCGAGUAUUUACUUACGUCUCAGUAGGUUCCAAUCUUCUUUCCUACUUAUUCACUUCCGCUAUUGUGCGAAUACCUAGUCACACUGGACCAAAGUGUGGAAAAAACUAUCCGAUAUGUGACUCUCCACUUUCGAUCGAGAGGGCGACGUAGCUUCGCUCCGUUAAGAGGAGAAAUCGUACCGAAAUCCCCGUUCUUAUCUGUAAACAGAAGCCCUAUCCGGUAUGCUUUCCGUGGCGCCGCAAAAGCUGUCCUGUGUAAGGGUUAACAUAGCCUGAUUUUAAAAUUAAAGUGAAUCUUCUCUAUGAAGAUAAGACGCUUGCUUGAUAUGUACUAUGCAGUUUAUACAAUUUGAACUUAUAACAAAAUCACUGUGGUUUAAUUUGGAGCAAAUGAACUGGCUUCGUGCAGAAAAUUGCACAACGCUGUUACGAUACAGAGCAAUAUCAUUGCUACUUCAGUAGGGACAGUGUUAGAAGUUACAUCAACUUCUUGCAAGUAAAAAGCUACAAAUUUAUAACUUUUGCUGUUUAUUGAGCCGAUAUGACAUUUGGGUUUGCAACACAAAAGGUGGGACUCCUAGUCUUACAUCCAUUCUACGUUUACUAAAACAACUAACUCAUAAAACAGAAUUAAAAAGUCUCAAUGCUGAGUCCGAGAAAUGGAAACCUCUCCUCGGCCACUUCUAUUACUGAUUUUAGCUCAAUUAUUUUUUUCCUCUGUGCGACCUUCCCCAAUGUGCGUAAAGCCUAUUCCGAGCUAGCAAACAACUGUGUGUGCAUUACUAAGACAUAUUUUUUCCAAUUCAUAAAAACGACCAUCGUAUUUUAAAUAACACAAAUCAUUGUUAUCUUUAACUACUACAUUGCAGUACUGUAUAGAGGUUUGUUUUUUCUUAACCUCUUUUAUUUCCGCCUUCUUACUUUUUUUUGUCAUAUUAUCAUUGUUAUUGUCAAUGAAGUGCAAAAAGGUAAUAAUAAUAAUAAUAAUAAUAAUAAUAAUAAUACUUUAUUAAACUCUUCUCAAAUUGAAAAUUAAGUACAAAUUUAGUAUAACUAUAGUUAAAAAAAGACUUCUUGGUGGUCUGGUGGUUUUCAACAGAGCAAAUGUAAACAACUGUCUAUAAACUAAAAAACAAAGAAAAUUUCUAUGUUCAUCCCAAUGAUAAAUAUAAUAAUUAUUAAAUUUUACUAUUUACAGAUUCAAGAAUAUGAAAUAUUAUAAAAUAUAUACCCUAUGUACAUUCUUCUUGUGUACGAAAGAGAAUUAUCGUAAAAUGACUAUCUAAAGACUACUAAUAACAAUUAUAAAAAGCAUCAAAAAGUUAAUAAAAAAAAAUAAAAACUAUUUAAAAAUAAUAAUUCAAACUGAUAAAAAGUUACUACUUAAAUAGUCCACAGUCCACAGUUUUCUCCGUAGUCCGUUGACCGAAACGCGCUUAAGUAUCUCGAACUGCUACAAACGUGACAGCCGGCAUAAGUAAGUUAAGAGUACGGUAAAAUCAGUUGAAUAGCUGUGCUGGGCUUUUUGCCACUCACGAGUAAAAUAACCUUUCCUGCCAAUCAGGUUGUUGGAGGUUGCGAAAAGUUGUGGCAGGUAGCAGAGAGAAGUUCUACCUUUUACAACAAAAUCUGUACAUGCAGCGUAUUUCACCGGCCAAGGGCAAACUUGUUUGUAGCAAGUGACGAAAAGCUACGGAAAAAAGGGCAGGAAACUAUGUGCAACUUGUUUUGCAGCAUUACUGCAGAACGAGUUGAAAAGAGAUGUUCUGCGUUUAACCUCCCACGAAUUAAAGCCAAAUCAGGUUGCCGCAGGUUGCAGAAACUUUUAAAGAAGAAUAGUUCUAUUUUUUUGCAACAACCUUUAGCAACAUGCAAAAACUUAAUUUGUUUCAAGAAAGGUUUGAUUCGUGAAUGGUAAAACGUGCAACGUCGCCUUCAAUUCGUUUUUCAGUGAUGUUGCAAGGCAAGUCUGAGUUGCACGUUUUUGUUCCCCGUUUUACCACCAACGUUCAAGCCCUUCUUGCAGCAAAUCAGGUUUCUCCAAGUUGCGUGAAAUACUGACAUCUAAUUGGAUAAAUUAAGCGCCGAAAGUCAAGUCAUACACGGGUUUUAAGACACUUGCUGCAAAAGAAAUUUGUCUUGGACUAGUAAAAGCGCAGCAUGUACAGAUUUUUAUCAGUUUUAGGUAAUGUUCUUUUGCGAAUAUUUAUGUAUCUUUUUGUGCCAACACUGCUUAUCAAAAUUUUAUCAUAACCUGCAAACUGUACUCUCUCGUCACUUUACCAACUGAAAAUUUCAAGUUUCCUACAAGCUCGCCAAACUAAUUUGUUCCUCGACUGAAAGUUCUUGUAUACCAAAUAAAGUUCAGAGAAACCGUUGAGGCAGUGAACCGUAACUAGAAGUAACUAGAAAGUCCUUCAAAAUUCAUCAGCUAAUGUGAAAUUGUUUUGGAACUUCGACAACGACUUUCUCAGUGGUAGAGCGAGCCUGCAAUUGGAAUUUUCGGGAAAUCGCGCGUAAACUUAAAGUUAAACCUCGCCUAACUUUUACGUUUAUGCGCGGCCUUUCACACACGAGCCUCUGAUUUACGUACGUGAAAAUUACGCGACAGUCAACCGAAGCUAAUAAGCGCACGUUUUCUUUGCCCUUUCUCAGGAUUCCUUACGCGCGUUAAUGUAAUCUUAUUCUCCAGGGGCCCGUUUCUCGAACUUCCCGGUAACUUUUCGGGCCCGAAAUCAAAUAUUCAAAUCGAAAUAUAAAAAAUAAGAGCACGAGUCCUGGCUAGCGAACUACUCCAUUUUGUUUCAUUAACUGAUAGUUUUAUCAUGUUAGAUGCAAAACUAUUGAAACCUCGAUCUUUAAUGUAAACGGGAACAGCUUACCGGGCCCGUUAAUUAUCGGGACUUUCGAGAAACGGUCCUCAGGGCCGGGUUGUUCAAAGCUGGUUUAAGAUGACCCGGGGUUAGUACGAAAUUUGAAACUAACAAAUCAGAGCUCAAAGAGCAAAUUCAGUUUAAUUCUCUUUGCCUACAAUUUGAUGAUUGGAUACUCUAAAAAUAAUAGAGAAAAUUAUUCGAGAGAGUGCUUUUGCUAAAAAGUAAAAGAAACCCAGGUUAAAAUUUAACCCCGGGUUAGCGCUAACCAGCGUACGAACAACUGGGCCCAGUCUUUUUCCUUUUAAAACGAACUAGGCUUAUUUUGUGAUCCUGUCUAAAUCUUCAUAUUCGUUUUCACCAGAGUAAAAGGUUUCUGAUUGGACAAUAUUGAUCAGGAAUAAAAUGUUUCUUUUAAACUGCAGGAAAUACAAAUUCAGAUCCAUUAAGCACGUAGAAAUGAAAGCUGACCCUCAGAAAGGGAAGAGAUAUCUCCUUGAACUUGUUGUUCAGGACCUCAGUGAUGGAAAAAGUUAUUUGUUGGCGGAAUAUGUAUUUCUACCGAAUGGAAAAGACGCUUCUUUAUGUUACCCCAGUGGUCUGCAGUGGGACAAGAAAGCGGAUGUCUUCUUAAUACUUACAGCAAAGAACCUGGGUCGAUGGGUUCAUCAUUUUAUAAAGAACGUUGAAAAGAUCGUGCAAGAAACAAAAGAUGACCAUUUACACGUGGUUAUUUAUGACUUUGGGAGCCCCGAUAUUGACAUUGAACAGGCUUUCCAAAGAAGCACCUUGAAGAAUUACCAUUUUAUCAUAAAGCCUGGACGCUAUUCGCGCACAGCCUCUUUUAGUGAAGCUAUAAAAUCUAUUAAUAAUUCGGACGCUAUUGUUGUUACCAUCGAUCUUCAUCUUGAUAUUGGAAGUCAGACCAUAAAUGACAUACGCAAGGUAAGCUCUCUGUCAAUAGGGAGUUUAAGCAACGACGUUUUUGAGCGGCGCGCGUCAACCGGAAGUGGAAUUUUUGCAAUUUUGGGCCGUGAUUUUGAACAAAUGUUCUAGCAGAUCGUCUCUGUCAGAGUAAAGACACCUAGCAAUACAAAUUUGGUAGCAUCAAGGCAUAUUUAAAGGCUGAAGGACCCACUUCCGGUUGAAGUGCGUCGACGUCGUUGCUUAAAACUCCCUAUUAUUGGGCCCCGUCCACACCUGUGCGAUUUAAUACACUUGGAAACGACCUUUGGUAAAGUUGGUCAAGUCAAGUCUGUCUCGGCCGGCCUAGAAUAGACGUAAUAGACGAAUGAAUUCAAUAGAGAAUGCGCAAUUUGCUUUGGUUUCUCUAAAUGAUCUUGCAGCCUAAUGACGUCAACUGAGUGGGUCAAGAAACGAAAUUGAAAAAAUAACAGCAACAACUCCUCCCUCCUGCAAUCUCGACCCCUGAGCUUUUCUGUGCAUAACCGCUGCCGAGUCAGGAGCGUAAGCACGAGGAUCGAGAAUACCCGCUCUUGUUGUUUUCAAAAGCCUCGUUUUCAUUAGUGACCAAAAAUGCCUUUAGAAAUUCGAAAUCAGGAUACAUUUGAUAUUCCCCCACUCCUCACUGUUCUUUCGCUUUCGCACAUUAAUCGACUUCUAUUUCCAUUCAGCACUGUUCCAAAGGAAAGACAGUUUACGCUCCUCAAAUCGUCUUCUUGCAUUGUGGUGGCAGUAGCAAUAUGCCCAGGGGAGUCUGGUAUCACUAUAGUUAUGGCACGAUAGCAAUGUACAAACGGGACUGGGAAACCUUCGGAGGAUUUUCACAAGGUUUCUUUAACAAAGUCACGUGGGGUGGCGAGGACUGGGAUAUAAUUGACGGUGCUGUUAAGGGUGGACUGGAAAUAGAACGCAAGCGGGCGCCAUGGAUUUAUCAUUACCAUCACACGAAAGACGGAAUGUGGCAAAAACGUUAGAUGGCCUCUUUUUGUUUUUAUUUUGGUUGUGUUCGUUAAUUUUGUACUCGUACUCCCUUCUCAUAGCCUAUGUGACAGGCGUUAAAAGAGGAAGGAGGAGGGAGAAUUUGGGCGCUCAGGCUACCCUAGCUUUCUCAUCUCCCUCUCCUCCCUGUAUCACAAACGCGACUGUGAAAGAGUCAGCCCAAACUGCUUGCAAAGACGUCUGGAGACGAGUCAG